This is a messenger RNA of Sabethes cyaneus, 1855 nucleotides long. Its product is annotated as F-box only protein 9. The transcript is spliced from 4 exons. Gene Ontology annotation, cellular component: SCF ubiquitin ligase complex. NCBI's taxonomy places the organism in Eukaryota, Metazoa, Arthropoda, Insecta, Diptera, Culicidae. The coding region runs from base 294 to 1607 and encodes 437 amino acids. Gene Ontology annotation, molecular function: protein binding. The record is from RefSeq and is a predicted model, not a curated record. Gene Ontology annotation, biological process: SCF-dependent proteasomal ubiquitin-dependent protein catabolic process.
ACAAGUGUAAAACGACGAUGUGCAAAGCGUAAUAAAUUGGUUACCGCUUUAAAUAAAAUUAAAUUUCGCUAUAUUAAGUCACCGCCAAGUCCGUCGUACUCUUAAAUCCUUGUUCCGCUGGAAUACUAUGGCCAUAUUCUUGUUCCAGCAAAGCAAGCAGUUUGUGAAAAUAGAACCCAUCCAAGAGAACUUCUACCCAGUCAUCCGGUACACCGACCGUGAACUAGGCCUAGACCUAUAUUGAUAUUGCAUUUGGCGAUCACAAAUUUUUAACCUCGCAGUCGGUAGCUAAAAUGGAUUCUACUGGAGAUGCUGGUAAAGAAGACGAUGACGAAAGUUCGUCCUCGUCGUCGAAUGUGCAAAAUGCAUUGGAUGAGUUCCGUGAAAAGUGGCAACAGGAGUUGAAAAAAGAUAACACCGGCUGCUCAUCGCUGGGAAAAUCCGGUUCUUCCAGCAAUAAUGAGCUGCUAAAUAAAGAGAACCUUUCCAUAGAACAACAGGCCAAAGUAUUGUUCAUUCAAGGAGCAGAACUAGAGCGGACAGGCAAAGUUUUUGAAGCUAUGCGUUUUUACCGAAGGGCAGUGCAACUAGUACCGGACAUCGAGUUUAAGGUAUAUGACAAAAAAGUAUCUGUUCAAAAGCAAGACCUUUCGAACAAAAGCAAUGAAAUUGAGCAACUUACUUCAAACUUGAUUGAAACUAGCCUGCAAGUAGGCGAAAAUCUGGAAAAAGUAGAUUUGGCAUCGCGUUUUCAAACCCUAUUGGCUAAAUCGGGAAAACUUUUUGAAAUGGCUUCAUCUGCCGAUCGAAUGCUUAUCGUAACUUCAGCUCAUUUUUCGGAUUUACCAAUGGAGGUUAUUUUGUACAUACUACAUUGGGUGGUAUCCAGCGAAUUGGACCUGAAGUCUUUGGAACGGUUCAGUAGCGUAUGCCGCGGGUUUUACCUGCUAGCCAGAGACCAAGAAAUUUGGAAAAGAGCAUGUCUAAGAGUAUAUGGAAUAAACGUAGGUAGUCUUUCGGGAUCUCCGUUUGUGACCUGGCGCGAAAUGUACAUUAAGCGACCACGGAUUCAUUUUCAUGGAUGCUAUAUUAGUCGGACAAGUUAUCUGCGAUUGGGAGAGAAUAGCUUUCAGGAUCAGUUUUAUCGACCUGUGCAGUUAGUCGAAUACUACCGAUAUUUUCGCUUUUUCGCUGACGGCAAAGUAUUGAUGCUUACCAGUCCUGAUGAUCCACAAAAUUGUGUUAAUAAGUUGAAAGCUCAUCAUCCCAUGCAAAGUGAAAUUCUUAGAGGUCAUUACAGAUUGCACAACGAUGAGGUCAUAAUAGCUGCGCAAAGAAACCGACACAAUCCACAGAUUCAGCGGCCGUAUAGAAAGAAGGAAAUUGAAUCGGAAUACGGACAGCAGACUUUCUAUCUGGAAUUAAAAAUUGUCAGCACAUCUAAACGAGCGUUUUCACAGCUCCAUUGGAGGCAGUAUUCGAUGAUACAAGUUCGUAAUAAUCAAGAAAAAACGACUAUUUUUGAUCUUGCUCCCACAAAAUACCCGCCGCUGUACUUUUCUCGCGUUAAAAGCUACCAUCAAGAAUCGGAGAGGCCUUUAAAGUGAAAAUGUGCUUACGCAGUGUUUGGAUACAUAAAGAAUUGAUUUGAAUUGGUGGACAAUUGCCAGGAAUCUAGUUUGGAAGGUAGCAUUUUUAUUCGAUUAACUCAACGUUAUUGUCUAAACUGAUAAUGGAAUACUAUAUAAUACAUAACUAUUUAGUUUAAAAUCAUCGUUAAAACUUAUCAGAAAAUGUUAUUCAUUAUUAUUACAUGAUACACAAAUAAAAACUUUUUGGUAGACAUAAAAAUGCU